UCAACCACAAGAUAAACAUAGAAGAAGCGUUAGACCUCAGGCUAUCCGAGGUGACCCGUGAUGAGAAAACAAUCGUUUUGUAAUGUUAAAUUAGAAAUGGACUACUGCAACAGAAAAGCUCCAACAAGCUCCCCCACGCUGCAGUAUCUCUUUAAUGUGGUUUUCCUCGCUAGUAGGUGCGUUUGGAUGAACAUGAUUUAAACAUAACCGCGAAUAGUUGCUGCUCGUCAGGGCAAGAUUAUUCAUUUUACGUGUAAAUUAUUCCAAAUUGUGCUUAAUUCUUUUUAAAAACGACUAGCUACAAAACCCACAAUGCCUUCAAAUAACUGGUCAGCUGGAGUCACGUUGAACAUCGGGACCACGGAACACAACCACACGUAAAGGGAUGUAUCGUUAUCGAGACAGCACCAUCGACACGUGUAACAAGGCGCUUCCUGUGUGUCUCCCCCGCCCGCGGGCUCCACCGCUCGGUUCGGACACGCGGCUGUUAGGACGUCGUGGUCCUCCGGGUCCCGUGUGUCUCUGCGCCCGUCAUGUCCCGCUCCGGUCGCAAGUACAAGACGCUGCAGCAGAGCGGCGGCGGCGGCGGCGGCUCUCCCCCCGGAUGUGACCGGCUGCGGAUGCCCCGGGCCCGCGUGCUGCUGCUCGGCCUCGUCGGGGUUCUGGUGUUCGCGGUGGUGCUCGGAGUCUACCUGUCAAACGACGUCCCCGAGGGACACGUGAGCCGCGUGCCCACCGCAGACCUCGUUAAAGACCGGGUGAGAGGGAUGACGCCAACGGCUCUAAACCAAACUCUAUCGUCGUGGCAGCUGUUGUCCCACAAACCCAGCAAGUGCUCCCCGGCACAAGUCCGCCGCCUGGCCUCUCAGGUGGACGCUACCCGCCUGUGGGAGACCUACCUGAGGCCCAUCCUGAUAGAGCGGCUCCCAGGGACACCGGGUAGCUCGGCUGUUCAGCAGCACAUCGCGUCCGCUCUGUCCGCGCUGUCCGCCGGCUGGGCCGUGGACUUGGACUCCUUCCGGUCCUCGACCCCUCGUGGCCAGGUCACCUUCACCAACAUCAUCGCCACACUGGAUCCUUUGGCCCCGCGGCGGCUGCUCCUGGCCUGCCACUACGACUCCAAGGCCCUGCCUCCGGACCCCCGGGCCCCAGGGAAGGUGUUUCUGGGGGCCAGUGACUCGGCAGUGCCGUGUGCGAUGAUGCUGGAGCUCGUCACCGCUCUGAAUGCCCAGCUUCUCUCAUUCAAGCAGCAGAAGCUGCCAGUGUCUCUUCAGCUGGUGUUUUUUGACGGGGAGGAGGCGUUUGAAGAGUGGACGGACACAGACUCGCUGUACGGCUCCCGUCACCUGGCUGAGCGCAUGGCCAACACGCCUCACCCUGCCGGCGCCACGCACGCCACCAUGCUUCAUGCUGUGGACCUUUUUGUGCUGCUAGACCUGCUCGGCAGUCCCAAUCCACUCAUUGCGAAUCACUUUGAUAACACGGCACGCUGGUUCGACCGUCUGAUCGCUGCCGAAAAGAGGCUUCAUCGACAGGGUCUCUUGACGUCUCACCCAUCAGAGCAGACGUAUUUCCGGAAGGAUGUGUACCUCGGCCCCGUGCAGGACGACCAUAUCCCCUUCCUUCACAAAGGUGUCCCUGUGCUACAUGUCAUCGCCACUCCCUUCCCACAGUUCUGGCACACGCUGGACGACACGGAGGAGAACGUGCACCGUCCCACCGUGGUCAACCUGACCAAGAUCAUGGCAGUCUUUCUGGCAGAAUAUCUUGGCUUCUGAAGACGAACCACUGACAAAUAUUGCGUGAACAGUGGUCACUUCUUUUUAACCCGUACUUGAUUUGUAAAUUAGGAAUAAUUGCUAAAUGACCAGCGGAAAUCUGACCCAAAUGCACGAGUGGAGAAAUGAACCAAACUGUUGUGUGAUCAGUGUAUUGGGAUACCAACUAAAACUUUACCAAAGACUUGCGCCCUGCUGGGCCGACCAGACUGGUAUCUUUUUACGCACGAGUUGGAGACUUCGGUCUAAAUGUCUGAGGUUGGGAUGUGUAUGGAUAGAGUCUGAAUUAAAAUGUGAAUAGUUGUAUGAUGGAACCAGAGAAAAAUAUUUUUAUUAAUUUUAUCGUUCAUUCCAGUGAAAAAUUGAUACCCUUGAAAUGCACUAAUGUCUUCUUGAAGAUGAGUGAAAGUCUCUCUGCUGUAAACACUGUCCUAUAUAUAUUUUGUGUCAGUGCAGGGAUGCUAUUAGAGUAGAAACCCAACAAAUCUUAAUUUGCACCAUAUAAAAGGUUUACUCAAAAGUUUGCAAUAAAGAUUUGAGUUUCUGUUGAAAAUGUCAUGCAAUUUUGACAAAAAAACC
Molecule: messenger RNA, 2357 nt
Organism: Pungitius pungitius (ninespine stickleback)
Lineage: Eukaryota; Metazoa; Chordata; Actinopteri; Perciformes; Gasterosteidae
Gene: qpctla
Product: glutaminyl-peptide cyclotransferase-like a
Exons: 7
Coding region: 534-1778 (414 amino acids)
Molecular function (GO): glutaminyl-peptide cyclotransferase activity; zinc ion binding
Source: RefSeq, a predicted model, not a curated record